Messenger RNA from Coregonus clupeaformis (lake whitefish), 4548 nucleotides. RefSeq names its product ALMS1 centrosome and basal body associated protein (gene alms1). Lineage: Eukaryota; Metazoa; Chordata; Actinopteri; Salmoniformes; Salmonidae. The record is from RefSeq and is a predicted model, not a curated record. Gene Ontology annotation, cellular component: centrosome; cytosol; centriole. Gene Ontology annotation, biological process: regulation of centriole replication. The transcript has 10 exons. Bases 447 to 4403 code for a protein of 1318 amino acids.
GGGAGGGGGAGAGGGAGAGGGAGAGGGAGAGCUCUGCCUACAGCGGGGAAGGUCAAGUCAGGCUAACUAGAGAAGCAGAGCACCAGUCCACACAGGCCCUGAGCGGCCCACCCGCCAGAGAGGAGUCUGGGAGACUACCACAGGACAGAGAGCAUUAUGGGAGACCACAGGACAGUUCUGAAGACAGAGAGCAUUAUGGGAGACCACAGGACAGUUCUGAAGACAGAGAGCAUUAUGGGAGACCACAGGACAGUUCUGAAGACAGAGAGCAUUAUGGGAGACCACAGGACAGUUCUGAAGACAGAGAGCAUUAUGGGAGACCAUCACAGGACAGCUCUGGCGGUAGCUCCACCUUCCUCCUGACCGAAUCCGUGCGGAGGGCGGAGCCUGAGGGCUGCAGCGCCGGCCUCUCGGACACGGUGAUUGGGCCUGUGCUGCUGUCAGUCAUGCAGGUCAGCCAACCUGGUCCCUCAUUGGGUGAUGCUGGCGGUGGCAAGCUACAGCGGGCUCCAACAACAACAAUGGGAGGAGGGAACACAUUGGAGGGGUCUCCAGCAGAGAGAAGCUCUUCCUCCUCCUCCUCUUCGUCCUCCUGUCCCGGGGGCUCUGAGCAGGGGUGUGGAGGUCUGUCUGACCCUGCCCAACGUGGGGAUCAGGGUGGGGACCAGGGUGGCGAUGCUCUGAGUGAUGGUGGCAGCAGUGGUAGUUCUCUAGCAGCCAGGGUAGCCAGGCUGCUGCGGAGUGAGUCCCCAGGCACAGAGGUGUCCCUGUCCAGCCGAGCCAGUACCGCCACCGCAGACCUGGAGGAAAGCAGGGCCAGAGAGUGGCUGAGGCUGAAGGUGUCGGGGCAGCGGUGUGAACCUCUGGAGCUGAACGCGGAGGACAGACAACGCAUAGAAGAGAUCAAGAGAGAGAUUCUCUUUAAACACCCGCUAAAGAGCCAGAGGAGCGUGGACACAGACAGCAGUACUGCGUCCAGCCUUGUAGGUCCAGGGGGCCAGCCUCCCUCCCUACCCCAGCCUCCCUCCCAACCCCAGCCUCCCUCCCAACCCCAGCCUCCCUCCCAACCCCAGCCUCCCUCCCAACCCCAGCCUCCCACCCAACCCCAGCCUCCCUCCCAACCCCAGCCUCCCACCCAACCCCAGCCUCCCUCCCAACCCCAGCCUCCCACCCUACCCCCACCUCCCACCCUACCCCAGCCUCCCUCCCAACCCCAGCCUCCCUCCCAACCCCAGCCUCCUCCCAACCCCAGCCUCCCACCCAACCCCAGCCUCCUCCCAACCCCAGCCUCCUCCCAACCCCAGCCUCCCUCCCAACCCCAGCCUCCCUCCCAACCCCAGCCUCCCUCCCAACCCCAGCCUCCCUCCCAACCCCAGCCUCCCUCCCAACCCCAGCCUCCCUCCCAACCCCAGCCUCCCUCCCUACCCCAGGCUGAGGAGCAGUUCGGUGUGGAGCAGCAGCAGAGGUUCAGGGCCCUGAGGGCAGCAGAGGACCGUCUGUCCCACCAGCUACAGCAGCUGAGCAGGAAGCCGUUUGACUCCAGUGUUGAGCUGCGUACCCCUCUGAGCAGGAAGCCGUUUGACUCCAGUGUUGAGCUGCGUACCCCUCUAAGGCAGGACCUAGAGGCGCAGGUCAGACAGAUCGCCCUCAGAGAGGGGUUAUCCGUCCUCCCUAGACCCCACCCAGCUCAGGCUCCACCCCUCACCUCCAUCACCAUUGCCACCUCCCGCCACUCCCCCUUCUCCCCCCUCCACCCACUCCCCAAGCCUCUACAGGUGUCUCAGUUCAUCUUAGAAGGGGUCUCCGAGCCCACGGCGCAGGGGUGGCUGCCUCAGACACAGCCCCGGCAGCAGGAGAGGGAGAGCACCACCACCUCAACACACUGCUCCACGUCCACAGACCCAACCACCAUGACUGGAUCACAGCCCCGGCAGCAGGACAGGGAGGGCACCACCACCUCAACACACUGCUCCACGUCCACAGACCCAACCACCAUGACUGGAUCACAGGCCCGGCAGCAGGACAGGGAGGGCACCACCACCUCAACACACUGCUCCACGUCCACAGACCCAACCACCAUGACUGGAUCACAGGCCAACAGCAGCAGUCUGUACCCCAGAGACGGAAAGACACACUUGGACCAGGAGCAGCUGCCUGGGAGAGUCCGAGAGAACCACAUUACUGACCCCCCCAACUCUGGAGCUCCUCUCCCCCUGACUCCCAGCAGGUACCGGCAGAUCUCCCGUUCUCACCCCGAUGUAGGGCACCCCGAGUCCAGCCUGUGUCCUGGAGCAGACUGGGUCUCUGGAGCGUCGACCACCAGGACGGGUCAGGUCUCCCAACUCCACCUCACCCUCUCCCCUGGUCGUAAAGGGGCUGAAGAGAGGUCCCAGAGAGUUCCGUCCUUUGCUCCUCUCAGACACUCCUCUGCUGUCUCCAGCAGUGUUGAUGUAGACGAGAGCCUGGGUUACGCCCCCGAGCCUGCGCCGGCCAAUCAGACGGGGUCGCAGGAGACCAGAGAUCCAAUCAGGAGACAGGGGCAGGAGACGGCCGACGCCUCAGUCCAGGUCACCACGGGAACGGCAACCUCCACCUUCCCACAAUGCUUCACACCUCCCCAGAGGCUGACUGGUACCGGUCCGUCUCGGCUGGUGGCGCUGCCGGUUCUGUUGCCAUAUAAACCACACGGUAGUGAGGAGAUGUUCUACGUAUCCCAGACGAAUACUGACACACAGCUUUCCCCUGUACGAUCUGACACCACCGUGGAGAGUUCACACCCAGGCUCGGACGACGCGGUGCCCCCUCGCUUCAACACGGAGAUCCUGGGGUCACGGGAGCAGCAGGUGGACCAGGGCGUGGACAGGGGGGUCAACAUCAAACACACAGAGGGUAUCUACAGCAAGAGACUAAGACUGGGAGGCGGGUACAGCAUGGAGAGGAGAGGUAACACCGUGCCAGUGGAUGAAUGCCAACCAAUGAGUGACCAGCAUGCUCCACAGCUACGGUGCUACUCUCAUGUAACAGGAGGGUUAACCAGAGGACCUAUACCAACCACCACCACUAGAGGUCCUGCUAUACCAACCACCACCACUAGAGGUCCUGCUAUACCAACCACCACCACUAGAGGUCCUGCUAUACCAACCACCACCACUAGAGGUCCUGCUAUACCAACCACCACCACUAGAGGUCCUGCUAUACCAACCACCACCACUAGAGGUCCUGCUAUACCAACCACCACUACUAGAGGUCCUGCUAUACCAACCACCACUACUAGAGGUCCUGCUAUACCAACCACCACCACUAGAGGUCCAUCUGUGGCCAUGAGAGACCAUGGAACCUCAAUCACCACCACCACCACACACACCCAGUGGGUCUCAGACACGGACCGCCCUGUCCAGCCCUCCCUUCGCUGCAGCCUGGGGGUGGGGGAGGAAGAGCAGGAGGAGUUCCAGCCUCUGCAUGUAGAGAUGGACUAUAGUUGUAUGGACCAUCACCAUCACUUCCCCAACACACAUCCAACCCACCCUCUCCCUCACCCAGGGAUGGAGCGAGAGCCGGGCAGGCGGGACCACAGCCUAGCCCAGUGGAGUGGCGGCACUCUGGACCAACUGUGGCGCAGGUUCAGUGAGAGGUGGAGCUUGGAGGAGGCCCGGCCCACCAAUGAGAGAGAGGCCCCCCUGCUGGAGCGUCUGGAGCGUCUGUCCCGCCUCAUCCAAAGCACCGGGACCUCCACCCUACCACAGCAGCAGACUGACACCACAGAACAAGAGGGAGGAGGAGGAGGAGGACGGAGGAGGAGAGAAGGUGUGGAAGAAGAGAGGAGCAGGAGAGAGAAGGGCAGCAGUAGACGGAGCAAUCCCGAUGCUAAAGCUAACCAGGCUACGGCUAGUGGUGCGCGCCAGGCCUGGGAGGGGGAGGACUGCCCCGCCUCCUACAACUCUAGCCCCUCCCGCGGCCCGGCCCACAGCUCUAGUCCCUCCCACCGCCCGGCCCGCAGCCAAUACCUGUGUCCAGCGGAGAGAGAUACGUUUGGGAGCAUCUCGGGGGAGACCAGCAGCUCCAUGUCGACAGUAGACACAGCCCGACUGGUGAGGGCCUUCGGAGCCCACAGGGUCCGAGGGCAGAAUACUGGAGGAGGGACUAGCUCCAGUCACAGGACCAACCACAGCCUCAGUAAACUGUACAGCACCAUCCACCAGCAGAGGAGAGGGAGACCCAGAGAGACUCCUCAUAUCCCCCCAGUUCCCUCAGAGUCUACUGGCACUGAUGACUCUGUAAUUCCAGCUGACUCUGAAUCAUCAACCAGCACCUACACCCUCCCCUCACAUCGUGGCCCUCCCACUCCAAGAAGGCAGUCAAACUUGUCAGCAAAGGUAUACAGGCAGGUGACCUGGAGAUUGUGAGUAACGGAACACGUCGCCACACCCGCGACGUUGGCACAACGUUCCCCUCGCCAGGCUCAGCCAGGGGUGCCAGGGUACCCCCCUCCUCAUCCUCUGGUGGCAGAGAGGAGGCCUGGAGGUUCCUAAAGCAGGGGAAGAGCAAUAU